AUGGGUAGCGCUCCAUCCAAGCAGGUCGAGGCCGGCGCGCAGGAGAAGCUGGCCGAGGCUCUCCGCGCCCUCGAGCUGAGGAACGACCGCGAGCUUGUUGAAAAGGACUACGUCUUCGUCCAGGAUGAUGCGCCUCCGCAGUACACGCCGUGUGAACACCAGUCGACCGUCUCUACAUCGACUACCGAGAAGUGGGAGAGGGAGCUCCUCGACGAUCCCAAGAACCAGCUCGCCCUCAACGCCCUGCAGUCCAACAACGCCAACGCUAUUCUCAUGAACAACCGCGCCGUCGUGCGCGACUCGCAGAUCUUCAACCUCUCCAUUCCCUUCGAGGGCGCCCCGGUCACCAACCAGCGCUCGUCCGGCCGUUGUUGGCUGUUCGCUUCGCUGAAUGUCUUCAGGGUGUCGAUAAUGAAGAAAUACAAGCUGGACAAGUUCGAACUGAGCCAGCAGUAUGUCUUCUACUGGGACAAGAUCGAGAAGGCCAACUACUUCCUCGAGAACGUCCUUCAGACCCUCGACGAGCCUCUCGAUGGCCGCUUGCUGCAGACGCUGCUUGCCAGCCCUGUCGGUGACGGCGGCCAGUGGGAUAUGGUCGCCAAUCUUGUCCAAAAGUAUGGCCUGGUCCCGCAGUCCAUCUACCCCGACACCUUCAACGCGAAGAGCUCUUCCCUGAUGGACCGACUGAUCACCACGAAGCUCCGCGAGCACGCUCUCAAACUGCGCAAACUCGCCUCCUCGACCAACCCGUCCGUCCGGGCGUCUAUCGGCGGCGCCAAGGAAAAGAUGAUGCGCGAGAUCCACCUCAUCCUAACGCUGAUGCUCGGCCCCCCGCCGUCGCCAUCCAAGCCCUUCACCUGGGAGUUCUACAACAAGGACAAGAACUUCACUUCAAUCACAACGCGCCCCACGGCGUUUGCGAGGGAGCUGUCGGACAACCGCACGGUCAAGGCAUGCGGCGGGGCCGACGUGCACCGGCUGUUCAGCCUGGUCAACGACCCGCGCAACUCGUACAACACGCUGCUGACGGUGAACCGGCUGGGCAACGUGUGGGGCGGGCGGCCCAUCACGUACGUCAACGCCGACAUGACGACGAUGAAGAAGGCGGUCAUCGAGAUGCUGCGCAAGGGCUUCCCCGUCUUCUUCGGCAGCGACGUCGGCAAGUACUCGGACUCGACCAAGGGCAUCAUGGACACGGCGCUGUACGACUACGAGCUGGGCUUCAACACGCGCCUCGGCAUGAGCAAGGCAGAGCGUCUGAUGACGGGCGAGAGCGCCAUGACCCACGCCAUGGUGCUGACGGCCGUGCACAUCGACGAGAAGACGGGCAAGCCGGUGCGCUGGCGCGUCGAGAACAGCUGGAGCGAGGAGGCCGGCUCGCAGGGCUACUUUGUCAUGAGCGACGCCUGGAUGGAUGAGUUCGUGUACCAGGCUGUUGUGGAUCCUAGCGUCGUGAGCAAAGAGGUUCGGGAUGUGCUGAAGCAGGACCCUGUUGUGCUUGAUCUGUGGGACCCUAUGGGUGCUCUCGCUUAA
Molecule: messenger RNA, 1533 nt
Organism: Diplodia corticola
Lineage: Eukaryota; Fungi; Ascomycota; Dothideomycetes; Botryosphaeriales; Botryosphaeriaceae
Product: bleomycin hydrolase
Exons: 2
Coding region: 1-1533 (510 amino acids)
Biological process (GO): L-homocysteine catabolic process; proteolysis; response to toxic substance
Cellular component (GO): cytoplasm
Molecular function (GO): cysteine-type aminopeptidase activity
Source: RefSeq, a predicted model, not a curated record